AUGAGAGAGCUGACGGGACUCUUGCCGAUGGCGAGACUGCUCGAGAAUAAUUGGCCGCAUUUGAGAGGAAUGGUGUUCGCGGAUCCUACGUAUUACAAACCCGACAAAGUGGAAUUCGUUAUCGGUGCUGAACUGAUACCAUUCAUAAUGCUCGAAGGACUGCGAAAAAGAUCAAUUGGAAGUCCACUUGGUCAACAGACAGUAUUUGGUUUGAUAUUGACCGGAGAAAUCACACCGAAGUCAGACGAUUCACCAGCGGCAGUUUCCGCGUUUCAUGUGUGUGCUGGAGAAGACUUGCGCGGUCUGGUCGAGAAAUUUUGGCAGCUGGAGGAUUUGCAGCCCACGAAGUAUUUAACAGACGAAGAGCAAUAUUGCGAGGACUACUUCACGGAAACUACCACGAGAAAUGCCGACGGUAGGUACGUCGUACACUUGCCAUUCGCGAAGAAGGUAUCAUUCGAGGGCUCGCGAGACGUCGCCGUAUCCUGCCUGCACCGAAUGGAGAGACGAUUAGAAAAGAGCCCGCGACUUUCAAUGUUAUACAAAAACUUCAUGGAUGAGUACAUCGAUUUGAAACACUUAGAACUCGUGCCGGACUCACAGCUGUCACGGGAGAGCUUUUAUUUGCCACAUCACGGAGUCUUCAGAGCAGGAAACCAGGACAAGAUUCGUGUCAUGUUCAACGCUUCGCAGAGGGCGGCGAACCGAGUCUACCUCAACGACUCACUGUUACCAGGGCCGAAAUUACAAAAAGAUAUAACGGUAGUUAUAUCGCGCUGGAGACAGUUCAAGUACGUCUUUGUUACAGAUAUUGUAAAGAUGUUUCGACAAAUUUUGGUUCACCCAGACGACGCCGACUGGCAUCGUAUACUCUGGCGCUCAGACAGCACGCAGGCUAUCAGGGAUUACAGAGCGCCUACCGUUACCUAUGGGAUGGCGCCUGCUCCGUUUUUGUCUCUGCAAAUGUUGCAACAGCUUGCGAAUGAUGGACGAGAGCGGUACCCUGAGGCCUCACGUUUGCUGGAUUAUCGAGUCUAUGUUGAUGACCUUUUUGGCGGAGCAGACGACGUUGUUGAGGCAAUCAAGUGGAGAGAUCAACUGAUUGGAUUGAUGGAUUAG
Molecule: messenger RNA, 1119 nt
Organism: Trichogramma pretiosum
Lineage: Eukaryota; Metazoa; Arthropoda; Insecta; Hymenoptera; Trichogrammatidae
Exons: 1
Coding region: 1-1119 (372 amino acids)
Source: RefSeq, a predicted model, not a curated record